GCAUUGCUAGUGGCGUCGUUGACACACCUGUGUUGCUGCCGCACCUACUUGCUUUCCCUUGUAGGGCCGCCGCCUCGUUUUUCUUUCGCUUGUUGAGCGGCUGGAAGCGUUGACCUUACCACAUUCAAGCGCAAAGCAGAGAGCACAGAGCGCACCCAUCCUUUCCAUUACACCUACUCGUACAAGUUUCGUUUUCCCUUUUUCAUUGACGUGUACAACCUGUUACAUCCUAUAAACAGGGAAUGACCGCCAAGCCAGAGCAGUCGGUGGCGUCCGAGCUGGUCGUGAAUGACCGUACGCUCGUCGUCCCUGCCCCUCCGCUGUCGCUCACCAACUCCGGCGACCUCGUGUGGGUCGCUUUGUCGGACGGCAAGGUGGAGGUGCGCAACGCGCGUACAGGCGAAGUUGUACGCCGCUUCGAGCCGGCUCUCGCCACCACAAAGGCGGACGGCACCGGGGCUGCUGCGGGUGGUGCUGCCCCUCCCAACAGCGCUUCUGCUCUCGUCAAUGCCUCCUCUGUAGUGGGCCUUCUCUCCAACCUUACCAACCGAGUCCUCGCGGGAAGUCAGACGCUGCCAGGGAGCGGUGCGUCUGCUUUGAAGAAGCAAAGCGAGGAGAGCCCCGUGCGGGUCGUUGUGCAGGUGCGCUACCUCCUCGCCGUGCCCAUCGCCGACUGCAGCACACACGUGUGGCUUGGGCUCUCGAAUGGCGCGAUUGAGGUGCACGAAGGCGGCGAUCUCCUCCACAGCUCCGUGGGGGCCGUCAGCACGUCGUCCAGCGGGGGCUUUCUGGCUGUGCUACGCAAGCACACGGCUGCCGUCACGUGUCUCGCGGAGUUUGGCGGCUAUGUGUACUCGGGCAGUGAAGAUCAGCGCAUUGUGCAGUGGCGGGCAGCCCACUCGUCCUUUGUCAGCCUCUUCACGAGCCAGUCGCCGCACCAAGCUGCGGUGCGCUGCCUCUACGCGGAAGGCAACGCCGUCGUCUCCGGUUCGGACGACUGCACCGUGAAGGUGUGGGAUGUCGGUGAAGGCACGAUGCGUCUGACGGGGUACUUCCACUCCCGCAGCGGAGGUGUUCUGUCACUAUGCCGCGUUGGCGAGCUUAUGUGGUCGGGGGACGCCUCUGGCCAGGUGGUGCGCUGGCACAUCCGCACGUGUGAGGCGGUCGCGCUGCACCGCCCCCACCGCGAUCGCGUCCUGUCCUUGUGCCACGUCGGUGACCGCGUCUAUUCCGGCUCGGCGGAUGGCACCAUGGGCAUCUUCGACGCCGCGACCGGGCAGCUGCGGCAGCAGAUCACGGACCAGGCGCUGGGCUGGGUGACCACCGUCGCCUGCCCAGCCGAGCUGUCUCGGUUCGUCGUCUGGUCCACCAGCGCGGAUGGCGCCGUGCGGUGCUGGUAUCAGGACGAGUACGUCGGCAUGACGGCGGAUGAGUUUCGGUUUAACGACCCGUCGUGGUACGAGUGUGGCUCGACGCCGUACCGCGAGUUUCGUGCCGCGGUAGGGCAGCGGACGAGCCGACUGAAGCGGCAGCUGGAGGCCAUCGAGCAGCGGGAUCAGCAGACCAUGGCAGUGCUGCGCCGCUGCAGCACCGUCUUUGGCGGUGGCGGGGCGGACUUCGCAGAGCAGCAGCGACGGCUGCAGGAGCAGCUGGCGAAGGCGGAGGAGCGGUGCAGCGCUGCGGAGGCGCGUCUUGCGCAGCGGCGAGAAGUCGUCUCGCUGCACGAUCGCGACAUCGCGGCGACGCUGCAGCUCAUACAAGCCGCAAAGAACGAGUUGAAUACGUUCAUGCCCGGCGAGGCGGAACGUAUCUUGGCCACGCUGCCUGCUGUGAAGGCGGAGGAUGUAGUCCCCUACAGCCAGUCGCAACCUCCAUCGUCAUCCACCGGCGCAGCGCCUCCGUCCCAGGCGCCCAUGACCACCGCCGCCGGUCUUUCGACGUACGCUGCGGGAACCGCCGUCCCGUCGUGGCCGCCACCAACGCUGGCACCGCUGCCCACAACCACAACCACUGCUCCCCUUCCACCUCCGGCGGCGACCACGUCUACACUCGGUGUUGGGGGCCCUUUGUCCACUGCACCGCCUCCUCCACCUCCACCUGCUCCUGUUCCUGUUGUUCCUGCAGUGUCACCCCCCGGGGUUGAUGCGGCAACAGUGACACACCCACCACCACCACCACCACCACCACCACCGGCGACAGCGGCCACCACCACCACCGCACCUCCAGCUGCAGCGUCACCUCCGCUACCUGCCCAAUCGUCUAAGCUUUCACCCGCCGCGGGGGUGGCCACUGUCCCGGUGGACGACGGACUCAACUGGACGAACCCGCACGUCGGCAACUACAUCCAGCGUCGUUACUACGGAGCCUCACCAAGCUUACGCACGAUCGACUUGAUGAAGCAAGAGCGUCGUCGGGGGCGGCUGCCGAGGGUGAAGGUGGAGCCGCUGCAGCGCGGCCGCUCGCACUCGGCGACCUCCGCGGCAACCGCCAAGUCCCGCACCAGCAGCGUCAAGGAGAGGGAGCAUGUGGCGGCGGCGACAACGCCAAAGACGUCCACUACCACGACCACUACGACAGUCGUCACAACAUCAGCGCAACCCGCCCCUGCGAAGUAG
This is a messenger RNA of Leptomonas pyrrhocoris, 2615 nucleotides long. RefSeq lists its product as hypothetical. Lineage: Eukaryota; Euglenozoa; Kinetoplastea; Trypanosomatida; Trypanosomatidae. The transcript has a single exon. The coding region runs from base 243 to 2615 and encodes 790 amino acids. Gene Ontology annotation, molecular function: protein binding. The record is from RefSeq and is a predicted model, not a curated record.